Molecule: messenger RNA, 546 nt
Organism: Beta vulgaris subsp. vulgaris (sugar beet)
Lineage: Eukaryota; Viridiplantae; Streptophyta; Magnoliopsida; Caryophyllales; Amaranthaceae
Exons: 1
Coding region: 1-546 (181 amino acids)
Source: RefSeq, a predicted model, not a curated record
AUGAGACAAAGGCGUUGGCUUGAACUCAUCAAUGAUUAUGAUCUCGACAUUGUCUACCACGAAGGCAAAGCCAACAAAGUCGCAGAUGCUCUAAGCAGGAAGAGUAGUCAUACCUUGCAAGUAUUGAUCUUAGCCGACGAGUUAUGCAAGGACUUCCAUAAGUUAAACUUAGAGGUGGUUGAACAUGGUUAUGUAGAAGCUAGAUUAAAUGUAGUCUAUGUCGAGCCUAACCUCUUCAAAGAAAUUCAAACAAAGCAGAGCACAGAUGAUUGGUUGAUUAAGUUGAGGAAGAUGAAAGAGGAGGGUCAAGCACCUGAAUUUGAGGUCAAUGCUAAAGGAAUAGCAAAGUACAAGGGAAGAUGGUGUGUUCCUAAUAAUGAAACCCUAAAGGACAAAAUCUUGAAAGAGGCUCAUAAUUCCCAUUACUCUAUACACCAUGGCGGAGACAAACUCUAUAAAGACCUCAAACAACACUUUUGGUGGCCCAGAAUGAAGCGAGAAGUGGCGGAAUUCGUAGCCAAAUGCUUAAACUUGCCAAAAGGUUAA